AUGACAAGUUCCCUGGACGUCGUCGCGACCAAGAAGGCCGGAAGGGAAGAAGUAGAAGAAAUUACAAUUCCUUUUGAUGUGGUGGCCGAGUUCAUAUUACCGAGAGUGGCCGCUAGGGACUUGUUGAGGUUCAGGUCGGUGUGCAAGUCUUGGCGGCAGCUCAUCGAUGACCCGAAUUUCAUUCACAACUACCUCAGGCGGCACGACUUAACCCUCCAUCAAGAACGCCCUCCUUCCUUUACGAGCAUCAGAAAUCAACACCAUGUCCAUCAAGUUAUCGCCCACAGUUCAGGUUACCGCAAAAUGGGACGGACAGAACGCGAAGGCUUAUAUUGCAUCGACAUGAACUGUUACCGCAAAAUGGGACGGACAGAACGCGAAGGCUUAUAUUGCAUGGACAUAAAAUGUGAGGGCACCAAUGGCCGCAUCAAAGACAACGAUAAGCCUAUCAAGAUAUUGGGAUUGGAAGAUUGCCCCAAAGACGCAGGGUUCAACAUGCUACCCCCGUGUAAGGGUUUGGUCUUGUUUUUGAAUAACAGUGCUCCUCUGUACCUGUGCAACCCUGCCACAGGUGAGUCUACCAGCCUGCCUCAGUCCAGUACUGCAGCACUGAGAUGGCAUGGCUUUUGCUAUGGCUUUGGUUUUGAUGAUCGCAGCAAGGAGUUCAAGGUACUUCAUGUAUGGGAUGUUCAUGAUGAUGAAGAUGAGGUUGACUACCAUGAUUUACGAAGCUUAGGCAAAGAUUGUUGCCAUGAGAUACUAAGCUUAGGCAAAGAUUGUUCUUGGAGGCAGCUGGGCCCAUUGCCGUUUCGCUGGUAUAAUUGCAAUAGCCUUCAUCCCGGCAUCCCUUUCAACAGCAGCCUGCACUGGAUCGUAUGCGCUUGUGAGAAGACAUGGGGAGACAACUCUCUCAUGGCGUUUGAUCUUAGAAAGGAGGAAUUCAAGCGGAAGGCGUUGCCGCCCAGGCUUGACAAGGCAGUUUACUUAUCGUUGAGCCUAAUAACCCUUGCUGAGGGUUGUCUGGGUCUCACGAGAUAUAAAGUUGGUGGGGAGGCAGGGAACAUUGGAUUGGAUGUUUGGGUGCUGGCCGAUUAUGAGAGCGAGAUAUGGACUAAACGACACCGCAUUUCCUUCGCAAGCAUUGGUUACGGGCUUGGGGAUGUAGACGAAGAAGAAGAAUACGUGAGCGAUAGUGAUUCCGAUAGUGAAUGCUUUCCAGAUCAUUAUCCAAGGAUACUGAUUAUGGGAGAGCAUGAAAUCUUGCUCCGCUUCAUCGGGGAAGCUCUGAUGCUUCUCUAUGAUUUGGAGCAGAAAACGUCUCGAAAGUUUGUUGUUGAUGGGUAUGAGGAAAUUUUUUUCUCAGAACUGCCUUCCACCUACGUCUAUGAACAACACCUUGGGUCAGCCUAUUUCGUUUCUGCGCUCCGUAGUUGGUCUAGAAUGAUCUCCCUGAGAGAAGGGCAAGACAGAAUUAAUGCAGAAGCUUCCCCCGUUUGA
Nymphaea colorata (pocket water lily) is the source of this 1497-nucleotide messenger RNA. RefSeq names its product F-box protein At3g07870-like. Bases 1 to 1497 code for a protein of 498 amino acids. The record is from RefSeq and is a predicted model, not a curated record. The transcript has a single exon. NCBI's taxonomy places the organism in Eukaryota, Viridiplantae, Streptophyta, Magnoliopsida, Nymphaeales, Nymphaeaceae. Gene Ontology annotation, molecular function: protein binding.